This is a messenger RNA of Ambispora gerdemannii, 537 nucleotides long. Lineage: Eukaryota; Fungi; Glomeromycota; Glomeromycetes; Archaeosporales; Ambisporaceae. The record is from the annotation of a GenBank genome assembly.
AUGGCCCAAGCUAUUGCUAUACUUCGUCAAAACCUUAAAUCGGGAGUCAAUCCCACCACUGUUGAGCCUUAUGGUACUGUAGUGUUCACCGAGAAUGGCGACAAAACUAAAAUUGACGUUGACAUUGUCGGGUUGGCACCUGGAGCACAUGGUUUCCAUAUUCACGAAUUUGGCGAUCAAACUGACGGUUGUGUCUCAGCUGGUGCACACUUUAACCCAUUCAAGAAGAAUCACGGUGCACCAACCGCGACAGAACGUCAUGUUGGGGAUCUGGGAAACAUUAAUGUUGGCGACGACCAAAAAGUAAAGACUACACUUCAAGAUACUCAGAUUAAAGUGACGGGACAAAAUUCGAUCGUUGGACGCUCAAUUGUCGUACACGCUCUCCCAGAUGAUCUUGGUCUAAAACCAAAUGAUGCAGAAAGUCUCAAGACCGGCAAUGCUGGUGCUCGUAUUCUUUGUGGUGUUAUUGGUAGGACUUCCUCAUCUACUACUCUUAAUGUUAACAAAAAUAUAUCUCCCAAAUCAUCACUUUAA